ACCAGACCCGGGCGGGCGUGGAGUAGGCGGGGCAGCGGGCGAGGCUGAUAACGGUCUCGACCGGGAGGUCUCCGGGCUCGCGGCCCGGAGCGGGACAGGAGCCUGGUGCCGCCACCCCUGUGCUCCGCGGCCCGACCGGCGCCUCAGACAAAAUGGCCUCGGCGUCCGCGCCUGACUAAAGGCGCGGCGCGAACCCGUGAUUGCGGCGCGGAGAGGGAGCGCCGCGGGCGGGCCCCGGCGCGCACGGCCGCGUGUGCUGAGCUGCGGCCAUCGGGGGCUUUCCCCGAGCUGCAGCCUUACGGGGGCUAGUGCGCAGCUCUGCUAGCAGUUCUGUGGUGUUCUUGGUCACACAUUUAUGGAGUUUCUGAAGGGCAGUGGAGAUUACUGCCAGGCACAGCACGACCUCUAUGCAGACAAGUGAACUGUAGAAAUUCAUUACUACUCCACCAAGAAGCCCCCAUAAGAGUGGUUAACCUGGACACAGAGUGUUGAAUUGAAAUCCACAGAGCAUUUUACAAGAGUUCUGACCUGGAUGGGGUAAACCUCAGUGCACUUCCUUUCUGUUGCCUCAGUAUUACUGGAUUGAAGAAUUGCUGCUUCUUGUUAGGAGGUUCAUUUCAUUUCCCAUUACUCCCAACUUCAUACUCAAAGCACUGAGAAUUUCAAGUGGAGUAUAUCGAAGUAGACUCAGUUUCUUUGCAUCAUUUCUGUUUCAAUUUUUAAAAUUCUUUCAUAACCUUAUUGAGUGUUUUUAACAAAAUUAACAUGGCUCGAAUGAACCGCCCAGCUCCUGUGGAAGUCACAUACAAGAACAUGAGAUUUCUCAUUACACACAAUCCAACCAAUGCGACCUUAAACAAAUUUAUAGAGGAACUUAAGAAGUAUGGUGUUACCACAAUAGUAAGAGUAUGUGAAGCAACUUAUGACACUACUCUUGUAGAGAAAGAGGGCAUCCAUGUUCUCGAUUGGCCUUUUGAUGAUGGUGCACCACCAUCCAACCAGAUUGUUGAUGACUGGUUAAGCCUUGUAAAAAUUAAGUUUCGUGAAGAACCUGGUUGUUGUAUUGCUGUUCAUUGUGUUGCAGGUCUUGGGAGAGCUCCAGUGCUUGUUGCCCUAGCAUUAAUUGAAGGUGGAAUGAAAUAUGAAGAUGCAGUACAGUUCAUAAGACAAAAGCGGCGUGGAGCUUUUAACAGCAAGCAACUUUUGUAUUUGGAGAAAUAUCGUCCUAAAAUGCGGCUGCGCUUCAAAGACUCCAAUGGUCAUAGAAACAACUGUUGCAUUCAAUAAAACUGGGGUGCCUGAUGUCAUUGCCUUGGAAGUGGAACUUGAAACAGGACCUAAUUUGUCAUACAUAGUAGCCAACGUGUUGGCUUAGUGAAUAAGUCUAAUGAAGCUUCCAUAGGAGUAUUGGAAAGCAGUUUUAUCAGGCCACAAGUUUGAUGGAAUUGCAACCUCUAUGCUUGGGUUACGAUCAACCUGUUUUGGACACUUAGCAAAAGAUUCUUGCUGUUGAACAUUUAAAAUGUGCUUAUCGCUUGUACCAAUUGACCGUUCCUGAAAUCAUGCAGUAUUGAGUUAUGUCUUUAAAUCUAUUCCCAUGCCAGAAUCUUAUCAAUAUAUAUGAAAUUUAGAAAGAUUAGGUGCCAAAAUACCCAGCACAAUACUUGUAUAUUUUUAGUGUUAUACAGAACUAAAAUCCCAGGAACUAUGAACACUCUGGACCUUAUGUGGUUUAUUCCUUCAGUCAUUUCAAACAUAGAAAUUAGGGCCUAUAUGGUUAUUUGCCUGCUCACUUUAUGUUUACAUCUCCCACAUUUGUACCAGUAUACAUCAGGUUUGCUCGACCUUUUUUUUUUUGGAUUUUUACCAAGUCUUAACAAUGAUUGUUUCAUGUCUUUCUACAAAUUUUAUUUUGUGCUGUUAAGGAAAACCUCCAUUUUGAAAAUCUACAUUGUACAGAAGCACAUGUCUUUAAUGUCUCCAGACAAAAAAAGCCUUACAGUUAAUUUUAAUGUUUGCACUUUGGGGUGCAACUUACAGGGAGGGCCUGAAAAAAAGAAUGGGAGGGGGCUAUUAAGUAUUUUUAGUAAAAUGUUGCCUUUGUCUUGUGCAGAACAUGUAGAAUAUGCUCUUUAAUUUAGUAAAUAUUUUUUUAAAAGGUAGAGAUGCUUUGUUGUAGCUAAAACAAUUCUUAAUCAUAAAAUUUCUGAAAUUCUUGUAUUUUUUUUCUUAUCUGAAGUUGUUUACCAACUUAUUUUUGUUUGAAGUGUGAUUUUUUUUCCUUCUCUUCCCAACCUCUCUUGCAAAAAAAAAAAAAAAAAAAAGUGGGUUUCUGCUAAUGAAUUGAGCAGACAUCUAAUAUUUUAUAUGCCUUUUGAGCUGUGUAACUUAAUAUUUGGAUACUUGAUAAUUUGUUUUAUUAUGUAAUUGAUAAAAUGGUGAUGUGUAUUAAUGUUAGUUCAACCAUAUAUUUAUACUGUCUGGGAAUGUGUGGUUAUAGUUCUGUGGGAGAAAUAAUUUGUCAGUGUUCACCAGCUUGUAAAAAUCUAGUGCGAGAGCUUAAACAUCUAAAUAAAUAAUGAAAUGCA
Molecule: messenger RNA, 2588 nt
Organism: Leopardus geoffroyi (Geoffroy's cat)
Lineage: Eukaryota; Metazoa; Chordata; Mammalia; Carnivora; Felidae
Gene: PTP4A1
Product: protein tyrosine phosphatase 4A1
Exons: 6
Coding region: 766-1287 (173 amino acids)
Biological process (GO): protein dephosphorylation
Cellular component (GO): nucleus
Molecular function (GO): protein tyrosine/serine/threonine phosphatase activity; protein tyrosine phosphatase activity
Source: RefSeq, a predicted model, not a curated record